Ogataea philodendri is the source of this 1662-nucleotide messenger RNA. RefSeq lists its product as uncharacterized. Gene Ontology annotation, cellular component: chaperonin-containing T-complex. Gene Ontology annotation, molecular function: ATP binding; ATP-dependent protein folding chaperone; ATP hydrolysis activity. Gene Ontology annotation, biological process: protein folding. The transcript has a single exon. Bases 1 to 1662 code for a protein of 553 amino acids. The record is from RefSeq and is a predicted model, not a curated record. NCBI's taxonomy places the organism in Eukaryota, Fungi, Ascomycota, Pichiomycetes, Pichiales, Pichiaceae.
AUGUUCUCUACAGCGCGUUCUGACACCCUGUUUUUGGGCGGAGAAAAGCUCAGUGGCGAUGACGUGCGUAACCAAAACGUGUUGGCAACCCAGGCCGUUGCCAAUGUGGUGAAAUCGUCCCUGGGUCCAGUGGGACUUGACAAAAUGCUCGUCGACGAUAUUGGUGAUGUCACGGUUACCAACGACGGCGCGACCAUCUUGUCCCUUUUGGACGUGCAGCAUCCGGCUGGAAAGAUUCUGGUGGAGCUGGCUUAUCAACAGGAUCGUGAAGUCGGUGACGGAACCACUUCUGUUGUGAUCAUUGCCUCCGAACUCUUGAAGAGAGCCAACGAGUUGGUGAAAAAUAAGAUCCACCCAACAACCGUGAUCACUGGAUACCGUUUGGCGUUGAAGGAGUCUACCAGAUUCAUCAACGAGGUGCUUUCGCAACCCGUUGACGCGCUCGGAAAGGAAACCCUUGUGAAUAUUGCAAAGACGUCCAUGUCUUCCAAGAUCAUUGGACCUGACUCGGACUUUUUCAGUCAGAUGGUGGUUGAUGCCAUCCUGGCUGUCAAGACCACCAACGGCAAGGGCGAGACCAAAUACCCUGUCAAGGCCGUCAACAUUUUGAAGGCCCAUGGAAAGUCCGCCACCGAGUCCGUGCUAGUGAACGGCUAUGCUUUGAACUGCACUGUCGGAUCGCAGGCAAUGCUCAAACGCGUCACAGGUGCACGUAUUGCUGUUUUGGACUUGAACCUCCAAAAAGCCAGAAUGGCAAUGGGUGUGCAGAUUAACAUUGACGAUCCUGAACAGCUCGAAGAGAUCCGCAAAAGAGAAUACGGAAUUGUGCUGGAACGCGUUCGCAAAAUCAUAGACGCUGGAGCCAACGUGGUGCUCACCACCAAGGGUAUUGACGAUCUUUGUUUGAAGGAGUUUGUGGAAGCCAAGGUGAUGGCUGUGAGACGGUGCAAGAAGGAGGACCUGAGAAGAAUUGCACGCGCUACUGGAGCUACUUUGGUGAGCAGCAUGUCCAACCUGGAAGGAGACGAGGUGUUUGAGAGCAGCUACUUGGGAAAUGCCGAGGAAGUUGUUCAGGAGCGGUUCAGUGACGACGAGUGUAUUUUGGUCAAGGGCACCAAGACCCACUCGUCGUCGUCGAUUGUGCUGAGAGGACCUAACGACUACUCGUUGGACGAAAUGGAGCGGUCUUUGCACGACUCGCUGUCUGUGGUGAAGCGGACGUUGGAGAGCGGCCACGUUGUUCCUGGUGGAGGAGCUGUCGAGUGUGCUUUGAACAUAUUUUUGGAGAACUUCGCCACCACGGUGGGUUCGCGGGAGCAACUCGCGAUUGCUGAGUUUGCCUCUGCUCUGCUGGUGAUUCCAAAGACCUUGGCCGUGAACGCAGCCAAGGACGCCUCGGACCUGAUUGCCAAACUGCGCUCGUACCACGCUGCUUCUCAGCAGGCCUCACACAUCGACACCAAGCGCAAGAACUACAAGAACUAUGGUCUGGACCUUGUGCGGGGCAAGGUGGUGAACUCGGUGAGCCACGGAGUCUUGGAGCCAAGAAUCUCCAAGAUCAAGUCUCUCAAGUCUGCUCUCGAGGCCUGCAUUGCCAUUUUGCGUAUAGAUACCAUGAUCAACGUGGACCCGGACCCUCCAAAGGAGACUCACGACCACUAA